AUGGCUGAUGAAGAUUAUAAAGAAAAUUCAGAAGAACCAUUAUCGAAAAAUAGAGAAAAUUUAGUAGACGUUGAUGAUUCAUGUGAAUCUGUUUAUAAAUUCCUCGAAGCAUUCGCUGCAAAUGAAGAAUAUUUCGAUAAAUUCCAACAAAUUCAAUUCCAAAUGAGUCAAAACGAACUGGAUUUAAUGUUAUCAUUCUUUUCAAUAGCAGAAAAUUACUUUGAUACACUCGAUGAGACUCAAAACGCAUUAAUCAUUUAUCAUAUUUCUGAAUUCACUUUAAAAUUAGCAUCAAUCAAAGAGUAUGCAACAAUGAUACUAAAAAUUAAAUUCCUAAGACAUUUUUUUACAAAAAUAUUUGAUGAUGAAAUAACAAUCAACGUUUUACAGAUUGUAGAUCUUUUAGUACAAAACGCAGAAAAAGGAGACCUCAAGAACAUUGUUGAACAAAGCUAUCACAUACAAUUAAUGUACGUUUUUGAAAGAUUUCAAGAUUUUCAGGUUCGAAAGAAUAUAAUCAUAAUUUUACUCAACUUAUUUACUUUUCUUAGAUCAUCUGGCGAAAAGUUCAUCGAAUUUUAUGAAUUCACUCAAUUAUUGCAUUUAUCAAAUAUUAUUCUUGAAUCAAAUGAUACAGAGGCCUUAGCAUUAUAUGUUCACCUUUUGUCAAGCGUAUUUUCAGUACUCGAAGACAUCCAAUUCGUUGAUACUGAUAUUCAGCAAAUUUUUUCUUUAUUUGGUAUUUGUAAACAACAACAACUUGAUGUAGAGAUAUUUGAAUGCAUAACUUACGUUAUAACUCAUCUUGAACCCGGUUCUGAAAUCCCUGUAAUUAAAGAUUUUAUGAAUAUUCAAAUUUUACAGGACUACUGCAACAAGCCAAUUGAAUUCCAAAUUAAUGCAUUAUUAAUCAUAUUUAAGUACUCCACAUUUGUAUUUAAAUCAAAAACAGAAGAAAAACACGUUGAUUACAUUUUUGAGUUGUUAUACGUUGUUUCUUACACUUUUGAUUGCUUGAAUAUACAAAGCAAGCUAAAAUUGGUUCCUUUGGUCAAAGAAUUGAUUGAAACAAGAAAUAUUGAUUUAAUUAUUGAAUUAUAUAAUAUUCAAUUAAUACAACAAAUUUUUGAUUUGCUUGAGACUGAUUUGAAAGCACUUGCAAAGGAUAUUUGUCGAAUGAUGCUUUGCAUCUACCAAACUUGUAAAGAAGCAGGAAAAAUAGAAUUUCUGAAAAAUUUAUUAGAAGAAAUGGACUGUUUGAAUGUUAUUGAUGAAUUUAUUUCAUCCAGUAAUGAUGAUGAAACAUGUAAUAGAUUUUCUCAAUUAUUAACAUUAAUUGAAGAAAUUCAGCCAGCUGAAUAA
Molecule: messenger RNA, 1362 nt
Organism: Trichomonas vaginalis G3
Lineage: Eukaryota; Parabasalia; Trichomonadida; Trichomonadidae
Product: armadillo (ARM) repeat-containing protein family
Exons: 1
Coding region: 1-1362 (453 amino acids)
Source: RefSeq, a predicted model, not a curated record